CUUUCCCUUCCUUCCCUUGUCUUUUAGGCUGGUGUGACUCCUGUCUGUGAAAUUCUUCGUCUCUCUCUCCCCAUCUUUCUCUCUCUCUCUCUCUUUUUAAAACACCCUUUCCCCUAUUUCCGGGUGCCAGUGCGCUCCGAUUAAGCGACGGCUUUGAACUCAGGGUGGGCGAGGGGGAUCGACCCAGAGUGGUGAUGGAAAGCACCCCCUCAAAUGGUGGACUGAACCGAGCACACCUACAAUGCAGGAAUCUGCAGGAAUUCCUUGGGGGUCUGAACCCUGGGGUAUUGGACCGAUUGUACGGGCACCCUGCCACCUGUCUGGCUGUCUUCAGGGAGCUCUCAUCUUUGGCUAAGAAUUGGGUGAUGCGGAUGCUGUUUCUGGAGCAGCCUUUGCCACAAGCUGCCGUGGCCCUGUGGGUAAAGAAGGAAUUCAGCAAAGCUCAGGAGGAAAGUACAGGGCUGCUGAGCGGCCUCCGUAUCUGGCAUACCCAGCUGCUCCCUGGUGGUCUCCAGGGCCUCAUCCUCAACCCAGUGUUCCGCCGGAAUCUCCGCAUUGCCCUUCUGGGUGGGGGCAAGGCCUGGUCUGAUGACACAAGUCAGCUGGGACCAGAUAAGCAUGCCCGGGAUGUCCCCUCACUUGAUAAGUACGCCGAGGAACGAUGGGAGGUGGUCCUGCACUUCAUGGUAGGCUCCCCUGAUGCAGCUGUCAGCCAGGACUUGGCUCAGCUCCUCAUCCAGGCUGGGCUCAUGAAGAGUGCUGAGUCUGGAGAACCACCCUGCAUCACCUCUGCUGGCUUCCAGUUCCUGUUGCUGGACACCCCUGCCCAGCUCUGGUACUUUAUGCUGCAGUACCUGCAGACAGCCCAGAGUCGAGGUAUGGACCUAGUGGAGAUCCUCUCCUUCCUCUUCCAGCUCAGCUUCUCUACUCUAGGCAAGGAUUACUCUGUAGAAGGUAUGAGUGAUUCUCUGUUGAACUUCCUGCAACAUCUGCGUGAGUUUGGACUUGUUUUCCAGAGGAAGAGGAAGUCUCGGCGUUACUACCCCACACGCCUGGCCAUCAAUCUUUCAUCAGGUGUUUCUGGGGCUGGGGGCACUGCACAUCAGCCAGGCUUCAUUGUCGUGGAAACCAAUUAUCGACUGUAUGCCUACACUGAGUCGGAGCUGCAGAUCGCCCUCAUUGCCCUCUUCUCUGAGAUGCUCUAUCGCUUCCCCAACAUGGUGGUGGCACAGGUCACCCGGGAGAGUGUCCAGCAGGCCAUCGCCAGUGGUAUUACAGCCCAGCAGAUCAUCCAUUUCCUCAGGACAAGGGCCCACCCAGUGAUGCUUAAACAGACACCUGUGCUGCCGCCCACCAUCACGGACCAGAUUCGGCUGUGGGAGCUGGAAAGGGACAGACUCCGGUUCACCGAGGGCGUCCUGUAUAACCAGUUCCUGUCGCAAGUGGACUUUGAGCUGCUGCUGGCCCACGCACGGGAGCUGGGUGUGCUGGUGUUCGAGAACUCCACCAAGCGGCUCAUGAUCGUGGCCCCUUUGCAAGCACUCCUGAUGCCUCAUUUGCCUCUGGCCUCUUUUCUACAAUGGGGGCUGAGGCCCUCGCGGGGCCUCCCAAGGUCCCAUCCCCUUUCUACCCAGUCAGAGCCCUAUGGAUCCCCCAUCUCCCAGAGGAACCGUGAAGCCAAACAGAAACGCCUGCGAGAGAAGCAGGAGGCGCUGGAGGCUGGGUUAGCCCGGAAGAGCAAGUCACCUGCAGAAUUCAGCAAGGCCUGGACUCCUAAAGAAAUAGUGUUGUAUAAAAUCCCCACAGAACUUGGUGAAAAGAAAGAUGUCUCCCAGCCCUUGCCUCCUGCAUACAGCCCCCGAUAUGUUGAGGCGGCCUGGUACCCUUGGUGGGUUCGAGAGGGCUUCUUCAAGCCGGAAUAUCAGAUCAGGUUGCCGCAGGCUACAGGGGAGACCUUUUCCAUGUGCAUCCCACCUCCCAAUGUCACUGGCUCCCUACACAUUGGGCAUGCACUGACGGUGGCCAUCCAGGAUGCUCUUGUGCGCUGGCACCGGAUGCGCGGGGAUCAGGUGCUAUGGGUCCCCGGCUCAGAUCAUGCAGGAAUUGCCACCCAAGCCAUGGUGGAGAAGCAGCUGUGGAAGGAGCGAGGGGUAAGGAGACACGAACUGCGCAGGGAAGACUUCCUCCAGGAGGUGUGGAAGUGGAAGGAGGAGAAAGGUGGAGAGAUCUGUGAGCAGCUUCGAGCUCUGGGUGCCUCCUUGGACUGGGACCGAGAGUGUUUUACCAUGGACGCCGGCUCCUCAGUGGCUGUGACUGAAGCUUUCGUGCGACUUCACGAGGCAGGGUUGUUGUACCGCAGCCAGCAGCUUGUCAACUGGUCAUGUGCUUUAAGAUCAGCCAUCUCUGACAUUGAGGUGGAAAGCCGGUCCCUGCCUGGCCACACGGAGCUUCAAGUGCCUGGCUGCCCCACCCCUGUGCCUUUUGGCCUCCUUGUUUCUGUGUCCUUCCCUGUGGAUGGAGAGCCUGAUGCAGAGGUUGUGGUAGGGACCACGAGGCCAGAGACAUUGCCUGGAGAUGUGGCAGUGGCUGUUCAUCCCGACGACACCCGAUACACACAUCUACAUGGGCGACAACUUCGUCACCCCUUGACAGGGCAGCUUCUACCCCUCGUCACAGACUCUGCUGUCCAGCCACACAUGGGCACAGGGGCAGUGAAGGUGACUCCAGCUCACAGUCCUGCUGAUGCUGAGCUGGGGACCCGACAUGGCUUGAGUCCCCUGAGUGUCAUUGCGGAGGACGGGACCAUGACCUCUAUCUGUGGGGACUGGCUGCAGGGCCUUCAUCGAUUUAUAGCCCGGGAAAAGAUUGUGUCUGCACUGAGGGAGAGGGGCCUGUUCCGGGGCCUCCAGAGCCAUCCCAUGGUGCUGCCCAUUUGCAGCCGUUCCGGGGACGUGGUAGAAUACCUACUGAAGAGCCAGUGGUUUGUGCGCUGCCGGGAGAUGGGGGACCGGGCUGUCCAGGCUGUGGAGUCUGGGGCCCUGGAGCUGAGCCCAUCUUUCCACCAGAAGAACUGGCGACUCUGGUUCUCUCGCAUUGGGGACUGGUGCAUCUCGCGGCAGCUGUGGUGGGGCCAUCAGAUUCCAGCCUACCUGGUUGUAGAGGAGCCCUUGAAGGACGAUAAGGAGGGCUGCUGGGUGGUGGGCCGGACAGAGGCAGAGGCCAGAGAAUUGGCUGCAGAACUGACAGGGAGACCGGGGGCAGAGCUGACUCUGCAGCGCGACCCUGAUGUCCUGGACACAUGGUUCUCUUCAGCUCUUUUCCCCUUUUCUGCCCUGGGCUGGCCCCAACAGACCCCAGACCUCAGUCGGUUCUACCCCCUGUCACUUUUGGAAACUGGCAGUGAUCUUCUGCUGUUCUGGGUGGGCCGCAUGGUCAUGUUGGGGACCCAGCUCACAGGGCAGCUCCCCUUCAACAAGGUGCUUCUUCACUCCAUGGUCCGGGACAGGCAGGGCCGGAAGAUGAGCAAGUCCCUGGGGAAUGUACUGGACCCACGGGACAUCAUCAGAGGGGUGGAGCUGCAGGUGCUCCAGGAGAAGCUGAGAGACGGGAACUUGGACCCCACAGAGCUGGCGAUUGCAACUGCAGCGCAGAGAAAGGACUUCCCUCAUGGGAUCCCCGAGUGUGGGACAGAUGCCCUGCGGUUUGCCCUGUGCUCCCAUGGGGCCGUGGCAGGUGACUUACACCUGUCUGUUUCUGAGGUCCUGAGCUCCCGACAUUUCUGCAAUAAGAUCUGGAACGCCCUGCGCUUUAUUCUCAAUGUUCUAGGGGAGCAAUUCAUACCCCAGCCUGCAGAGGAGUUGUCCCCCUCCUCCCCAAUGGAUGCCUGGAUCCUGAGCCGCCUGGCCCACACUGCCCAAGAGUGUGAGCGAGGCUUCCUUACCCGAGAGCUCCCACUUGCCACCCAUGCCCUGCUCCACUUUUGGCUCCACAGCCUCUGUGAUGUCUACUUGGAGGCUGUGAAGCCGGGGCUGUCACACUGCCCCAGCCCCCCUGGGCCUCCUCAGGUGCUGUUCUCCUGUGCCGACAUUGGUCUGCGCCUGCUUGCCCCGCUCAUGCCCUUCCUGGCCGAGGAGCUCUGGCAGCGGCUACCCCCGAGGCCGGGUGGCCUCCCUGCCCCCAGCAUCUCAGUUGCUCCCUACCCCAGUGCCAGCAGCUUGGAACACUGGCACCAGCCUGAGCUGGAGCGGCGCUUCUCUCGGGUCCAGGAGGCUGUGCAGGCGCUAAGGGCUCUUCAAGCCAUGUACCAGCUCACCAAGGCCCGGCCUCGAGUGCUGCUGCAGAGCUCAGAGCCUGGAGAGCAGGGCAUGUUUGAGGCCUUUCUAGAGCCACUGGGGACCCUGGGCCGCUGUGGGGCUGUGGGCCUCUUACCUGCCAACACAGCUGCUCCCCCCGGCUGGGCCCAGGCCCCAGUCAGUGACACCGUUCAGGUCUACAUGGAGCUGCAGGGACUGGUAGACCCCCAGGCUCAUCUACCUCUACUGGCUGCCCGAAGACACAAGUUGCAGAGGCAGUUUGAUGGCCUCAUAGCCUGGACCCCAUCAGAGAAAGAGGCAGAGACUCAGAGGCAGCAGAGGCUUUCUUCCAUCCAGCUGGAAUUGUCAAAACUGGACAAGGCGGCUUCUCACCUCCAGCAGCUAAUGGACGCAUCUCCCAGCUCCAGGGAACCCUGAGCCCUCGACCCGCUGUCCCUGGCGGUUCUCUGCCCUCCCAGGCCUGCCUUUGAGAACAGACUGAUCCUGUAGCUGCUGGCAAGACGGUGCUUCAGAGACCACAUGGUCCAGCUCCCUCAUUUAUGGGAACAAACCAGCUUGAUCAGAGUGACUGUGGGUUGCUUGAGAUGCUCACAUUCCUGCCCCUGCUUCCCUCCUUUGCAGCCCCAACUGGGAGUUUAGGCAUGAGGAGAUUCAGAUAAACUUUUAAAAU
Pteronotus mesoamericanus is the source of this 4983-nucleotide messenger RNA. Its product is annotated as general transcription factor IIH subunit 4. Gene Ontology annotation, molecular function: aminoacyl-tRNA deacylase activity; double-stranded DNA binding; ATPase activator activity. The transcript is spliced from 43 exons. Gene Ontology annotation, biological process: nucleotide-excision repair; valyl-tRNA aminoacylation. Lineage: Eukaryota; Metazoa; Chordata; Mammalia; Chiroptera; Mormoopidae. The coding region runs from base 195 to 4730 and encodes 1511 amino acids. Gene Ontology annotation, cellular component: transcription factor TFIIH core complex; transcription factor TFIIH holo complex; cytosol. The record is from RefSeq and is a predicted model, not a curated record.